Messenger RNA from Lycium ferocissimum, 1682 nucleotides. RefSeq lists its product as uncharacterized. NCBI's taxonomy places the organism in Eukaryota, Viridiplantae, Streptophyta, Magnoliopsida, Solanales, Solanaceae. Gene Ontology annotation, molecular function: protein-folding chaperone binding. The record is from RefSeq and is a predicted model, not a curated record. Bases 67 to 1077 code for a protein of 336 amino acids. The transcript has 2 exons. Gene Ontology annotation, cellular component: cytosol.
UAACAAACCCAAUUCAUCAUUUUCUGUAUACAACAAUACUCCAAAGAAGAUAGCUAACCGGAAAAAAUGGGGGUCGAUUACUACAACAUUCUGAAGGUUAAUCGCAACGCAAGUGAAGAAGAUUUACGCAAAGCUUACCGCCGUUUAGCAAUGAUUUGGCAUCCAGACAAGAACCUCGGCACAAACAAGAACGAAGCAGAGGCAAAAUUCAAGCAAAUAUCCGAGGCUUACGAUGUUCUAAGCGAUCCACAAAAGCGUCAGAUCUACGAUCUCUACGGUGAGGAAGCGUUGAAAACAGGUCAGGUCCCACCACCACCACGUGGUGGACCCCACAACAUGCGAAAUCCCCAUCCUAACCCUACAUUUCGGUUUAAUCCCCGAGAUGCUGAUGAUAUUUAUGCUGAGUUGUUUGGGUCCACGUCAUCGGACAAGUCGAGGAAAUCUAGGGAUGGGUUUUUUAGGAGUACGACGAAUGGUGGGGCCGAGUUUUCUGGGGUGGGGACAUCUGGCAGUGGAGGUGGGUUGAGAAAGGUUGCGCCUGUGGAGAAUGCGUUGUUGUGUAGUUUGGAGGAUUUGUAUAAAGGAGCUAAGAAAAAAAUGAAGAUUUCUAGAACUGUUCUAGAUGCUUCCGGGAAGCUUCGGACUCUUGAGGAGAUAUUGACCAUCGAGAUUAAACCUGGUUGGAAGAAGGGGACCAAGGUAACUUUUCCUGAAAAGGGAAAUCAGGAACCUGGUAUCAUUCCAGCAGAUCUGGUGUUUGUAAUCGAGGAAAAACCUCAUCAUGUCUAUGUCAGAGAUGGUAAUGACCUUACUGUCAAUCAAGAGAUUUCACUUCUUGAAGCGCUCACUGGAAAAACGCUGGAGCUGACAACACUGGAUGGGAGAAAUCUCAUUAUCCCAUUGACUGACAUUGUCAAACCUGGGCAUGAGGUAGUUGUACCAAAUGAAGGGAUGCCAAUUUCAAAAGAUCCUCGGAAAAAAGGAAAUCUAAGAAUCAAGAUGGAUGUUAAGUAUCCAACAAGGCUCACAGAAGCACAGAAAUCUGAUCUCAGGAGGGUUCUUGGAGGAUCUUCCUGAUCGUCUUUUGGUUCUGAUUGCCAGGGGUGACCAUAUGAACACAGGUAUUUCAGAUUGCCAGGGAUGACCAUAUCAACAUAAGUAUUCAGAUUGCCAGGGGUGAUCAUACGAACGUAAGUAUUCAGAUUGCCAGGGGUGACCAUAUGAACACAGGUAGAUAGUGCAGAUGUUGGAUGUAAAUAUAGGACAUGCUUGCAAUUGAAACUGUGAAUACUAGGAAGGUCUGGUAGUUUCAAUGUUUAGGGGCAAAAUGGAUAUUUUUUGGAGUUUGGGUGGUGGAGGGGUUAUUUUUUCCGUUGGGUCGGGACAUGUCCCUUCACAUUAUUUGGUUGAUAGAAUAUAGAUGACGUUAAUGCAGGCCCUUUUGUUAUGUUGCUUGUGAUUUUAGGUCUGAUCAGGACGCAAAUGCACUAGGAUCUUGCGUUUAUUGGGUUCAAUGCUGAUUACAUCCAUUGUAUCUUGACAUUGAGCAAGAAUUCUGCUUUUCUCCCUGUAGAAAAUCCCUUAGUUCUUUUCUUGGUCUCUUUUCUUUUUCCCGCAUCAUGUACUGAUAGCAGAUUACUGACUUCUUUAACUUAUUACAAAGUCCAUUGUUUUUAAGCUAA